AGCGAGAAAGAGAAAGUGAGAAAGUGUGUACGUGUAUAUGUGUUGAGCUUUUAUGAGAGUGAGAGCGUUCAAUGGAAGUGUAUUCACCGGAUCGAUAUUUCAGCUUCGCAGCGUGGGCGCCGAAACUGUUGACGAAAUUUGGUAAGUCUCUUUUCUUUAUCUUUUGUCGAGAGUCAGACAGAAGGAGGGGGCAAUGGGGAAAGGCCCAACCAAGCACGUGGUAAACUGAUGGAGAUUUGAAGAGGGCUGAUGAUGAGAGGCUUAGAUGCCGCCGACGUGGUCGUGCCAGUGACUUUCGAGGAUAUAUUUACGCCGGCGACCAAGACGGCCAUGAGCACGACGACGACGACGCACGAGGAUGAUGGGGUGGAGGGAGCGCAGCAGCAACUGGAUCCUGAGAUUCAGAAAGCCUUGCCGCUGGAAUGCAACAUCACAAACACGCAGCAUCUGCGGUCAUCGCCCACAGCAACAUGCUACCGCAUCGACGUGUCCACGCCCGAUGCCGAGCAUCACAGCUACUUCCUCAAGCUUGCCCGCGGCAACACCGGCUGGGAAGCCCUUCGCGGCGAGCACGAGAGCACGCGGCUGAUCUACUCGCUGCAACGCGACCUGACUCCCACGCCGAUGACGUGGGGAACGCUCAUGUCCGAUAGGAACACACACUUCUACCUCUGCACAUACCACGACUUCCAGCCAGGCCUCGCCCCGGAUCCCGAGACUUUCUCCAGACAGCUUGCUGAGCUCCACGUCAAAUCCGCAUCGCUGGGCGAGCGCAGAUUCGGCUUCCAUGUCCCGACGUAUAAUGGCGACAUACGACAGCGGAACUCGUGGGAGCGCCGGUGGGAGACGUUUUUUGCGAAAGGCCUGCAGAGCGCAUUCGAUUUACACAAUGAACGUGCCGGUUACGUCGAGGAGCUCGAGGCUGUAGAGCAUGAUCUGUUCAAGAUCGUUGUGCCGAGACUACUGAGACCACUCGAGAGUGAUGGACGGAGGAUAAUGCCAGGACUCAUUCAUGGAGAUCUUUGGCAUGAGAAUACGGCAGUGGAACGAGGUUCCGGUCGAACUAUGAUAUUUGACGCCGCCAGUUUCUGGGGGCAUAACGAAUAUGAGCUGGGAUAUUGGUUGCCAGAGCACAACAAGUUCGGUGUAGACUACUUCGAAGCCUACCAUGAGCUUGUGCCGAGGUCGGAGCCAGUGGAAGAUUAUGACGACCGGAUUAGACUAUACGCUCUGCGUUUCAAUCUACAUGCUGCAGCGCUCUUUCCUGGCGACCUGAAAUACAGAGACAUGGUCAUCGAAGAGGCGCAGCUGUUGGUCGAAAAGUAUACCCCUUAGAUGAGGAUGUCGACAGCCAGUGGUGGUUUGGGGGCUAGAAAUUCGGACUAUGAUACAGUCAUGAGCCUU
Messenger RNA from Pseudovirgaria hyperparasitica, 1404 nucleotides. RefSeq lists its product as uncharacterized. NCBI's taxonomy places the organism in Eukaryota, Fungi, Ascomycota, Dothideomycetes, Acrospermales, Acrospermaceae. The transcript has 4 exons. Bases 250 to 1335 code for a protein of 361 amino acids. The record is from RefSeq and is a predicted model, not a curated record.